GACGUUUCACGGUAUUUGUUUUGAUUCGAAGCGAGAAAGUUAUGAAACUUUCGAAUCUUUAGCAUUCUUCUUAAAAAAAAGUAAAUUUCCAAAAUGUGGUUUAUUAAAAUACUUAAAGUUCGUCCAGCCUUCUCCCUGCUGGCGGUGAAGCCACGAUUCCUGACCAGCCAGGCCAACAUCAGUGAAAAAUCGAUCGACCUGUACCAGCAGCAGUACGAACGGGACGCGUGGACCAACCUGACGCCGAAGAUCGUUUCCCAUCUGGACCGGAAUCUGCACCUGCGGCAUAACCAUCCGCUGUGUACGAUUCGCAAAAAGAUUGUCAAGUACUUUUACGGUGCCUACCUGAGUCCGCGCGGCAAUCCACUCUUUAGUGUGUACGAUAAUCUGCCUCCGGUGGUCACGACGGAACAGAACUUUGAUAACCUGCUGAUUCCCAAAGACCAUCCGAGCAGGGCGAAGAGCGAUUGCUACUAUAUCAAUAAGGACCAUCUGCUGAGGGCGCACACCACGGCUCAUCAGGUUGAGUUGAUACAAGCUGGGCUGGACAACUUCCUCGUGGUUGGAGACGUCUACCGGAGGGAUGAAAUCGACGGCACUCACUAUCCGGUGUUUCACCAGAUGGACGGAGUGCGGAUUAUCCAUCAGGAUAAGCUGUUCGAGCGAACGCCCGAGCUAAAGGUGUUUGAGACUUCGUACAAAACCCACCUCAGCCAGGAUACGAGCGCAAUCUCGGCCUGCAUAGAUCAGCAGAAGCAGCCCUGUCACACGCUGGAGGCGGUCAAGUUGUGCGAGCACGAAAUGAAGCGAACGCUGGUGGGAAUGGUGAAGGAACUGUUUGGCGACAAGAUCCAGUACCGGUGGGUCGAGACGUACUUCCCCUUUACGCAACCUUCGUGGGAGCUGGAAAUCUACUUCAACAACAACUGGCUUGAGAUUCUUGGCUGUGGCAUUACGCGGAACGAGAUUCUUGAGCGGUCCGGAGUGGACAAUUCGAUUGCGUACGCUUUUGGCGUGGGGUUGGAGCGAUUGGCGAUGGUUCUGUUCGACAUCCCGGACAUUAGGCUGUUCUGGAGCACGGACAGUGGCUUUUUGAACCAGUUUAAGGACGACAAGAUUGUCAAGUAUAAACCGAUUUCGGUUUACCCGCAGUGCGUGAACGACUUGUCCUUCUGGCUGCCGGAGGAUCUGUCCAUCGAGACGUUUUCCGUGAACGACUUUUACGACAUGGUGCGCAACGUGGGAGGGGAGGUUGUGGAGCAGGUAACGCUGAUCGACAAGUUUAAGCAUCCAAAAAGUGGUAAGUCUAGUCUCUGCUUCCGAAUUGUGUACCGCCACAUGGAGCGGACACUCACACAGGCCGAAGUAAACGUUAUCCAUGCCAAGAUCGGUGCUGAAAUGGUCAAAGACUUUAACGUCGUAAUAAGAUAGAGAGGUUAUUGGAUAGCGUUGUUAUAAUACACUGGUUAAUUGUA
This is a messenger RNA of Culex pipiens pallens (northern house mosquito), 1475 nucleotides long. It is a transcript of the gene PheRS-m, whose product is annotated as probable phenylalanine--tRNA ligase, mitochondrial. Gene Ontology annotation, molecular function: phenylalanine-tRNA ligase activity; ATP binding; tRNA binding. The transcript is spliced from 2 exons. NCBI's taxonomy places the organism in Eukaryota, Metazoa, Arthropoda, Insecta, Diptera, Culicidae. Bases 94 to 1431 code for a protein of 445 amino acids. Gene Ontology annotation, cellular component: cytoplasm; mitochondrion. Gene Ontology annotation, biological process: phenylalanyl-tRNA aminoacylation. The record is from RefSeq and is a predicted model, not a curated record.